Lingula anatina is the source of this 1273-nucleotide messenger RNA. RefSeq lists its product as uncharacterized. Gene Ontology annotation, molecular function: FMN binding; iron-sulfur cluster binding; glutamate synthase (NADH) activity. The record is from RefSeq and is a predicted model, not a curated record. Lineage: Eukaryota; Metazoa; Brachiopoda; Lingulata; Lingulida; Lingulidae.
AUGAUACUUGGUGCCCAGAUCUUUGAAGCAGUGGGUCUGCAUGAGGAGGUUAUCAAGAAAUGCUUCGAGGGUACUGCCUCCAGGAUAGGGGGAGCCACCUUCAGGGUGUUGGCCCAAGAGGUACUGAACAGACAUGCAUAUGCCUACAGCAGGAAGGAAGGCGAUAAUUUCAUCAUCACCAACCCAGGUUUUUAUCACUGGAGACAGGGAGGAGAAAAACAUAUGAAUGAUCCCACCACCAUUGCUAACCUACAGGAUGCAGCUCGUAACAAUAACAAGUCUGCCUACAGCAAGUUUGUAGAGUCAGCCACUGAGUCCACCAGGUGGUGCACCCUGAGAGGCCAGUUGGACAUGAGAGUGUCCAAGCAGCAGGUGGACAUCAGUGAGGUGGAGCCAGCGGCCAAUAUUGUCAAGAGAUUUGUCACAGGUGCCAUGAGUUUUGGUAGUAUCUCUCUGGAGGCCCACAGCACGCUUGCUAUUGCCAUGAACCGUCUGGGUGGCAAAUCCAACACAGGAGAGGGAGGGGAGAGCCCUGAGAGAUACCUCAAUGAGGACCCCCAAAAUAAUACCAGAUCAGCCAUCAAACAGGUGGAAGGAAAGUACGGAAACAGAAGGGCAACGUGCAGGCACAGACAGGGGACAAUCGCUCUCUCUCUUGCUGCCUAGGUGGGAGUGAGUUGAGUGGAAGCUCACCACUUCAAAACACACGCAGACAACAUAGUUAAGCAAGCACCUAGUCACCCUGCAUGAGACUCCUUAAAUUUUACAGAGUACUGUGAUUCUAGAAUGGUUUAUUCAGUACCCUAUUAAGUUAGGCCCUUUUUACAUCAAGCUGUAUACUUUAGUGGUACAGCUGUGCUAGUACACUUUGAUAGGUCCCAACAUGAAAUUAUGCUGCAGGGGAGGGCUUCCUUCUGCAAGAUCACAUCCUACUGUUUGGACAGGGGUUGAUUGACUGUCUGUCAAAAAGAGGGGCUCUGUUUAGGUGACUCUUAAACCUAUAAUAGACAGGCUAUUAAGUUGUCAAUCCCUCAGAGUGUACUGGCAAAGCUGUAUUGCUGAAGUAACUGUAAAGCUCUGUGAAAAGGGCCUUAGAGUCUUAAGUGUCUUAUAAGCUGCCCCCUGAAUAUACUAAUGAUAAUCAUAAAAUGAAAGUAGUUGUGCAAAAUUUAAAAAAAUAAUAAUAAUCUAGAUGUCAAUCUGAUUCACUUAAUUUAUUUUUAUUUUAAAUUAAGUAAGGAGUCUUAAAGUUGUUUUACCCAAUAUGUCUUGU